This is a messenger RNA of Hemicordylus capensis (graceful crag lizard), 3274 nucleotides long. Its product is annotated as pancreatic secretory granule membrane major glycoprotein GP2-like. The coding region runs from base 595 to 1572 and encodes 325 amino acids. The record is from RefSeq and is a predicted model, not a curated record. The transcript has 10 exons. Gene Ontology annotation, biological process: neutrophil migration. Gene Ontology annotation, cellular component: apical plasma membrane; cell surface. NCBI's taxonomy places the organism in Eukaryota, Metazoa, Chordata, Lepidosauria, Squamata, Cordylidae.
CAUAAAUAGGCAGUGACUUGGAUGUGAGUAAUCAUGGUCUCCACUGGCCAUCACUAUGGAAUUCUUGGACCCAGAAGAACACCAUUCUGACUUCAGUUGGGAGGCAGGCAUUCACUGCUGUGGAGAGGUUUGUUGGGCGGGGAUACACAGUGUAAACACUGUGAGGGACCCUUUGAACACACACAUUGAUCCAAAAAACCCCAGUCAAGGCACCACGUUGUACGGGCAGAAAACUCUUUUUCCUGGCGGGGGCUGCCAGAGGGAGCUCCCAGUGUUGAUGGCACCCUGCAAAAUGCUCUUUUCUUGUAUCCUGGCAGCUUCUCUGCUGAUUUCUUCAAGAGGGACUGACACUGGGGAGGAAAUCAAUGAAACCAUCAUCUGUACCAAGGACCUGAUUGGAGUGGAAAUUCCAAGUACAUUCUUCCUGUCAAAGAAUCCUCCAAUAUUAAAGUCCUCUGCAUCUGAUGACAGGCAGAAAUAUGCAAACUGGGAACGCCUGGCCUGUUGAAAUUCUGUCUAGCAUGCUGCCAGUAAAGACACAGAAACAUUAAAUCCUGCAGCCAGCCAUUAAAGGCACAUUUCCAAGAGAAAAUUAUGUAUCUUAGGAGCCAGAUAUCUGAUUUGCACCUGAAUGACCCAGAAUGCCAUGGCACUCAGGUAGAAAACCUAUACGUGUUCAGCAUUAAGACCAAUUUCACAGACUGCGGAACAAGAGUGGAUUCUGAUGGUGCACAUAUUAUUUUCAUCAACACCAUACAGAACAACUUCUCGGACAUAAUUACAAGAACUUUUAUAAAUAUUACAUUUGCCUGUCGAUAUCCUAUUAAUUACAUGGUACAGCAGCCCAAUGAAGAAAAUAAGAUCAAUGUUGAUAUCAGAACUAUCACACUAAAUACUGAAGAUGGGAACUUUUCUGUGUCCAUGGUGCUGUACAAGGACCAAUAUUUUGAAGACAUGUGGACAACUAUUCCCUUUCUGACUCUAGAGGAUAACAUAUUUGUCAAAAUUAAAAUGGUUCCAGAUAACUUAAUAAUUAGAGUUGAAAACUGCUGGUCCACCCCAACAAAGGAUCCUAUUCAGGCUAUCCAGUAUUCUUUUAUUAAAGACAGUUGCCCACAAGCUGUAAAAGACAAGACCCUGUCAGUAAUAACGAAUGGAGAAGGUGAAGAAGCAAUGUUUAGGAUCCAAAUGUUUAAAUUUGUUGGCCUCUCAUAUAAUCAUGUUUUCUUACACUGCACAGUUCAGAUUUGUCAGAGUACAGCAGCUAUUUGCAAACCAAAUUGCACAAGCAAUGACACUCUGAUCAGAAAUAAAAGAGAAGUCACACCUUUUUCUAAUCACAUGGUGUCAUAUGGUCCUAUAAAACGAAAGCUGAUAGAUAAUGAAGAGACUAAUAUAAAUAAAGGAAGAUUUCCACCAAUAGAAAUGUUGAUUCUUGCAGGAGUUCUAAUUGCUGUUCUGGUGAUAACUGCAGCUUUUGGAAACCUUUUGUUGCAGUCAAGGAGGACAUAUCCUACUAUGCAAGCACAGCUGAUAAUGUCCCGUUUUCACAACUCUGAAGUACCAUCGUGACUAGUUACCUCAAGAUAUCUUUAAAUACUUGGCCUUCAUUGCAGCAAUGAUUAUGUAGUACAUUGACAUUUACAUAUGUUUUUUUAUUUUUAUACAUCUCAAGGUCUCAGAUUAGUACUGACAUAUCUGUCCCAUUGCACACAGUUUACCAAAAAUAGGAAGAAUUUUUAAGUAAGAAAUGAAAUGAUCCUGUAAUCCAUGGAGAAAAUUCAAUGUAAAUAAUUUUCUAUAUGAAUAGUGUCCUCAUGUUGGUAAAAACAUGCAGCCCAUGUUCUUAUGAUCAAGAACAUCAGCUAAAAUUCAGAGCUGUGCAUGCUCCUGAAAACUGCACAUGCAGUGGCAGAAAUCCUUGUCAGAGGACUGGGAAGUGCAAAGUGUGCAAGGUGUGGAGUGGACGUAGCUGGGCACCACACUGACAUCAACAAUCUUAGAUACAGUGACUCAGCACAACAGCAAACGACACCUGUGCCUCACAUAGGAUCACUUCCCAAUCUUCUUAUCUGGGUUUUUGCCACCACAUGCAGUUUUCAGGAGCAUGCAAGGCUCUGAACCCUAGUUGUCUGCUCCUUGGAUUUUCUUGAUUAAUAGUACAUGACCAUAUAAUGGUUGACUAUGGUAAAUGUGUACAUUUUGCUGAGUUCCCAGCAUGUCAUGAACACUGGGCAGAAUCCAGACUAAGUUACUACUACAAAUAUUUGUAUACUGCUUUUCAACAAAAGUUCUCAAAGCCGUUUACACAGAAAGAUGAUAAUAAAGAUGGCUCCCUGUCCCCAAAGGGCUGAUAAUCUAAAAAUAUAUAUAAAGGAGACACCAGCAACAACCACUGGAGGGAUGCUCUGCUGGGGCUGGAUAUGCUCCUCCCAUGCUAAAUAUAGGAUAAUCACCACUUUAAAAGGUGCUUCUUUGCUCAGUCAGUAGGGAUCAUGACUAAGUUAGCAGAUAGUCGUGACUAACUUAAGUCCCAUUAAUUUAAAUGGGACUCAGUCAUGACUAUCUCAUUUAUUUCAAUGGUGCUUAGUCAUGAUGACUACCUUAGCCUGGAUUCUGCCUACUGUGUGAACAUGAAGCUAAAUGAGUUAUCUAGACAUGCUGUUUGUAUGUUUUCCCUGCAGAAAAAUACUAGCCAUGUAAGAAAUUUGUCACCUCUGAAGCAGCUUUAAAUGAUGUUCCUAAAUUGCAUUGUGAUAAAAUGCAUUUAACUAAGAAAAAUGUUCAUUUUCUGAUAAGAAGGGUUUGUUUCCAUGGAACAAUCAGCAACUGACAUCAUUUUAAAAAAUGUCCUUAAUUAGGAUUAUCCAGUGCUUAUUUACUGUAAGCACAGCCAGAGCUUUCCCAUUGUUGACUGUGGAAGGGCUUAUGUUUGAUGCUAUUUGCCUUCAAUAGCCAAAACCUUUGUCAGCUAGCAGAACGUAAAACCUAUGCACUUCAUAAUCUCAAUGCUUAGCUACUCAUGAUCCUGGAAAUUGGCUAAUUUGCAAUCCUGUUUCAAAGUCUUCCCUUUCUUCCAUUUGUUUCAACACAGUGCAUCAAAUACGGAGAAAGGAAAAGUGUGCUAAUUUAGCAUGUUUAGGUUUUUGUUUUGUUUUUUACCCUCCCUCCCACCCCCACCCCAAAUUUGAGCAUACCAUUCUGCAAAAUGUCUGAAUAUUUUUCUGGUCUGCUUAAGAGAACUGAAAUAAAGUGUUGCUGGCAUUGCCUAAAA